Messenger RNA from Neoarthrinium moseri, 2106 nucleotides. RefSeq lists its product as uncharacterized. Lineage: Eukaryota; Fungi; Ascomycota; Sordariomycetes; Amphisphaeriales; Apiosporaceae. Bases 1 to 2106 code for a protein of 701 amino acids. Gene Ontology annotation, biological process: protein dephosphorylation; nuclear DNA replication. The transcript has 2 exons. The record is from RefSeq and is a predicted model, not a curated record. Gene Ontology annotation, molecular function: protein tyrosine/serine/threonine phosphatase activity.
AUGGCGACCAUUGCUCUCCCCAGACCCAUAGCGCCCCACCGAUCGUCGUCUGGCAUGGUAACAUUAUCCUCGCCGAUAAGUCUGGACACCAUCAACACCCAACCACAGCAGGUGCCUUGCCCUCCCGUUCCAAACAAACACAUCCCCGUCUGUCCCACGGGGCCUGCGCCUGUCCAGGAGCCAAACACCCCGCCGCCGUCUCCCGCGCAGGAGGUCGAGAGCCAGCAGGCCUCGCUCCUGUAUCCUCCAGACAAAUACACCCAGGUCGAAUCGGGGUCGUUAGCCGUGUACAAGACCAAUGCUGCCGAGGUGGCCGCUGCCCUGAAAUUUGUGGCUCGGCAACCUCUGCCGGACCCCUCGCAGGUCUUUCCGUGGCUCCAUGGCUUGCACCCGAGCAACCACGUCCAACAGGCCUUCUUCAUUGCCCGGAAGAGGGCGCUGCGAAAGACGCCGGCGUGUCUCAGGGGCAUAACAGUGGUGAAAGCCGAUGGCGAUCUAUCAGUCUCGCGUAUCAAGGGCGCUAUCGCACCCGCCGAGAUCCUGCAGUCAGGCUCACUCGGCGAGUUCUUGGAGGUAGACCCCAGGGAGGGCUUUUCUGUGAGGAACUUCCAGAUACAGCCUGCCAAGUCGGCCAUGACCUCGGAUAUGGUGGUCUACGGCGAGGAUUCCGCGCUUGUUCGCAAGGUUGGUUGGGAGUUGGCAUCGGCCCAGGUCAGAUGGCGUGAGAAGCACGAAGAUCAGGGGCAUGCGGUCCCGACGUACAAUACGUUUAUCUGCACGAGCCCGUUCCGCAUCUUUGAGAAGAACCAUGCGGAACUGGUCUCGAUCGACUCGGAGGGGCAGCUUACCGGUGCGGUCAUGGACUUCUUCCAUCAGGAGAGGCUGGAGAUGUACAUGAUGACCAAGGCAUCCGAGAUCUCCCACAAUGUCUGGCUCGGCCCCACCCCCGAGGCUGGCAGCGAAGACGAGCAGCAGUUUGACGUGUUGAUCGAGUGUAGUGACUUGGGAAGGUUAAACCCGCUUGCUUUGCGUGCUAUUGCUGAAAACCCAAACGCCAGUGCCAAACAUUAUGACUUUGAUUUCCCAUCGUCUGGUAGCAUACUACCUCCAAGCUGGUCUCAUGCCGAGGCAGAUGACAUACUGGAGACAUGCAAAUGGGUCUGGCAUCUUGCCCACGGUACCUUGCCAUCGCCUACCGACUUUGAGGGUGACACCAACAUGGAGCAGGACGAUGGGUCGUCGUCCAAGGAGAAACCAGGUCGCCCCCGCAAGAUACUCAUUCACUGCGCCGACGGCUACACCGAGUCGACAAUGCUUGGGAUUGCCUAUUUCAGUUACAGCACGUUUAGACCCGUGCCCGAAGCUUGGCUCAAUUUGCAUACCACCAUGAAGCGGAACUUCUUUGCGUACCCCACGGACGUUGCUCUACUGACCGCCCUCUCGACCCGCCUGCUCCAAGAGUCGCCCCUCUGUGGUGAUCGGAGUUUGUCAGAGGUCACGGAACUCGUCCGCAACGAGCCUAGGUGGUUUGCAAACCUUGACGGGUCGUUCCCCAGCCGUGUUCUCGACUAUAUGUACCUGGGUAACCUGGGACAUGCAAACAAUCCAGACUUGUUGAGAGCGCUGGGAAUCGGCCAGAUCCUCAGUGUUGGUGAGACGGCCAUGUGGAGAGAGGGCGAACUUGAGGAAUGGGGCCCAGAAAACGUCAAAAUAGUGCAGGGCGUGCAAGACAAUGGUAUUGACCCGUUGACAGACAACUUUGAAAGCUGCCUCGACUUCAUUGAUCGAGGCCGUCGCAAUGGCGUGGCGACUUUGGUACAUUGCCGAGUUGGUGUCUCGAGAAGCGCGACCAUUUGUAUCGCCGAGGUGAUGCGCGAACUGAAUCUAUCGUUUCCCCGGGCGUAUUGCUUCGUACGUGCUCGCCGGCUGAAUGUCAUCAUCCAGCCGCAUCUAAGAUUUGCUUACGAGUUGCUCAAAUGGGAGGAGACCUUGUGCACUCGACGGAGCACGGAAGCUGAACGUGAGGAGGGCGACUUCAAGAGGGAACUUGAAUGGCCCGAGAUCGCUAGGGAGAUCGCAUUGAUGAACCGUCCCUAUGCCAGAUGA